This is a messenger RNA of Petromyzon marinus (sea lamprey), 3017 nucleotides long. RefSeq names its product wolframin. Gene Ontology annotation, cellular component: endoplasmic reticulum; endoplasmic reticulum membrane. The record is from RefSeq and is a predicted model, not a curated record. Gene Ontology annotation, biological process: calcium ion homeostasis; endoplasmic reticulum unfolded protein response. Lineage: Eukaryota; Metazoa; Chordata; Hyperoartia; Petromyzontiformes; Petromyzontidae. Gene Ontology annotation, molecular function: protein binding.
GCCAUCUUGGCAAGGGGUGGUGGGAGGAGGAAGUGUCGGCGGAGUCCCAUGGCGAGCCUGGAGCGAGCCGACAGUGAAGACCGUGAUCCAGACUUGAGGUUCUGGAAAGUCCCUGGUUUUACGAGGUUUUAGUUGAGUUGCUUCGAGGGCUUUGCGGGAAUGGAGGAGCAGCACGGAGAGGGGACUGUGAUGUGGUAUCUGCACCAAGGUGGUGAUGGCGGUGGUGGCGGUAGUGGCGAUGUGGGGACAACAUCCGCCACUGACCUUAACGACCUCAAGCAGAGGGCGAGAGAUGGAUCUGCUGAUGCCCAGGUGGAGCUGGCGAGGCACUACUUUGCGCAAGCAGAGGAGGGGGAGGAGGAACUGCACAGCACGGAGGGGGUGGGCUGGCUGCUGCGCGCUGCCGCCCAGGGCCACGCACUGGCCGUGCGCCUCCUGCGCAGGUGCCAGCGCGAGGGGCGAGGGCUGACGGAGGAGAACCGUGAGCGCGUGCGGGAGCUGGCGCAGGAGUCUGCGUUUGAGCGCUCGGUGCGCAGGGCUUCACUGCUGCUCUACUGGCGCCUCAAUCCUCAGCGCAAGGCCCGCGUGGCGCCCAGCGAGCUGCUGGAGAACGUCCCCUCCAUCAACGCCCACGAGGCGGCAAGCCGGACUCCGCUGCCCAAGCUGCUGCGCCAGCAGAGCGAGGUGGUCACGCGGCUCCUCAACUCCAAUGCAGACUCGCGCAGCCUCUCGGAGGCCGACUUCCUGCAGCUGACGGGGGGCUACGCUCGCGGCCUGCCCCCUGCAGGCCGCGCCACCAUGGCCGCCACCUCCACUGCCCUCUCAGAUGGCAAUCGCGGUGGAGGACGCUCGGCGCCAUACGGCAUGACUCUACGCGACAAGCUGCUGCGCUACCCGCUGGGCGCGCUGCUGGACGCCAAGGAGCAAGCACUGGAGGCGGCAUCGCGUGCGGGGCUGCACUGGCUGCAGGCAGCGCUGCCCACGCAGCAGCUCAAUGCGCUGCUCGUGUUCCUCGUCGUCAGCCGCCUCACCCUGGACUUCUUCGCACUCGCUGUGCCGCUCGCCGUCUUUGCACUCGCGUUCGCCACAAUGGUCGUGUGCACGCUCAAGGUGUUCCAGAGCGGCCGAGCGUGGGACGACUUCCGCACGUGGACGGAGCUGCUACGGCGCUUCGAGCCGGCACUGAGCAUAGAGGAGGCAGAGAGCGAGUUCGGCUGGACCCACCUGGAGCCAUACCUCCACUUCAUCCUCGCCGUCUUCUUCGUCAUCUUCUCCCUGCCGCUCACUGACAGGUCAUGGCUGCCAACCUCCGAGCUGGCCCUGAUCUCCGCCUUCUUCUCCACCUCCAUCUUCCUCAGCCUGAGGCAGCGGUGUGGGCCAUUCACCACCCGCACAUUCCUCACACAGGUGGCUGCCUCAGCCAUCGAGGGGUUGACCCUGCUGCCAGGCGAGGACCUCGUGUCGCGGGCGCUGUGCAUGCUGGGCACAUGUGUGCACUCCGUCUCCCUGGGAGGAGUGGUGCACCUGCACCUCGGGCUGCCCACGCUGCUCUACGCCCACCUCAUCUACCUGCUCUACUGCAAGGCGCGCGAGCGCCGAUACCGCGGCAUCUACUGCUACCUGGUGCCCUACCUUGUGUGCUUCCUGUGGUGGGAGCUGGCCGUGGUCCUGCUCUGGGACUCCACCGCCCUGGGCCUCUUCAGGGCCUCCAUCGGCUACUUCCUCUUUGUGUUCGCGCUGCCCGUGCUCGCCGUGGGCGCUGCUGUCGGGCUCGCCGUGCAGUCCGUGCGCUGGUUCCUGACCCUCGGCCUCACCAAGGUGGGCGCGACGGCACUGCUGGCUGCCAUGCCGUUGGCAGGGUGGCUGGCGUGGCGCCACCGCGCGGCGCCCGUGCAGCUGCUGCGCUCGCUGGGCCGAAGCUCGCUGGUGAAGCUGGCGCUCGUGUGGCUCACGGCCACCGCCGUCUUCUGCUGGCUCUACGUGUUCCGCAGCGAGGGCCUCAAGGUUUACAACUCGACGCUGACGUGGAGCCAAUAUGGCUCCCUGUGUGGGCCGCGCGCGUGGAGAGAGACAAAUAUGGCGCGUGUGCAGAUGCUGUGUGGCCACCUGCAGGGUCACAGGGUCACGUGGAGUGGUCGCUUCAAGUACGUACGUGUGACCGAGGUAGACAACACUGCCGAGACCUCGGUGGACAUGCUGCCCACCUUCCUGGGCGACUGGCUUCGAUGCGUGUACGGGGAGCGCUACCCAGCGUGCAACUCCACCUCCUCCACCACCGGCAACAACAACGGCAACAACAGCGACAGCAACCUCGGAGUGAUCACCACGCAGGAGCUGUGCCAACUCAAGUCGCUCACCAGACACGACUGCCACAUGAAGGUUCCUGAUUGCCGAGUCGGAGAUGCCGAGGUUCUGCCUGGAUGCGGGAAAUUUGACCGCUACAAGUUUGAAAUCACGGUGGGAAUGCCGAUACCGCCGAAAGACGGCGCCACCGCCAGCAACAGCAACAACAACAACCAGACCAACCUGGCAGAGGAGGACCCCACCAAGGAUGUGGUGCUGCGCGCCAGCGGUGAGUUCCGUGCAGCACUGCUGCCCCUGAAGCAGGGCAGCGUAAUCGAGUUCAGCACUGUACUGGAGGGGCGGCUGGGCAGCAAGUGGCCGGCGUUCGAGCUGCGUGCCCUGCGCUGCCUCAGCUGCAUACGGAGGCUGGAGCCGGCGGCUACGUCGGCACGCCAGGAGAAGGUGGAGCGGGAUUGGCGUGCCGCCCUGCGCAGCGCCCUCCGGUUCGCCUUCGACUUCUUCUGCUCACCCGUGCUCUCUGCCGCAUGACACUAAGGUCACCACUAUGCCCGUGGUGAUGAUGUCGGUGGCUGAGUGGGUUAGCAAGUGGGUUGGUGGGUGAGUGGUUGAGCGAGUCGGUGUGUGGGCGAGUGGGUGGGCGAGUGUGUUAGUGAGCGAGUUUGUGGGCAGGUGGGUGAGUAGGUGUGUGAGUGAAUGGGUUGGGGGGGGGUGAA